AUGGGCAACGAACUCCCCGCAAGCAUUCCCACCAGGGCGACGGCGACGACCACCGAGCACGCCUCGCGCACACCACAGCACCUCGCGACGACGACAGCUCUCGCCCUCACCAGCGCACUCAGCACGCUCUUCGCGGUCGCGCAGCUCUCCAAGGCCCACCCGCCGCACUACCUCUGGGCCGUGCUGGCCGCGGGCCUGGCAACGACCGCGCUCCUCCUCGACCUGGCGCUCGUCGCGCUGUGCGGCGCGAUGCCGGUGCGCGUGCUCGCGCUCGUGUUCUGUACCGUCGCGACGCUCGUCUCCUUUGCCUUUGCGUGCGUGUGGGGCGGGCAGACUUGGGCCGUUUAUGCCGGCUGCGGAGGGGCGACGGUCGUCGCUGCGUACCGCGUCGUUACGCUCUGGCCACGGCAGCGCGAGGGCGAGCAGGCGGCGCGGAGCGAGCAGGAGAGCAUGGUGGGCAAGACGGCGGCCAAGCAGGACGGGACCGACAUGUGCUGUGAGUCGCGGUUGUCGGAUCCAUUGCUGACCCUGCAGAGUGUAUUGUACCCCAAGACCCCAAUCCAAUUCAGUUGCAUACGCGAUGCACGGUAUACAAAGCCACGACGCCGCGUCUAA
This is a messenger RNA of Vanrija pseudolonga, 615 nucleotides long. RefSeq lists its product as uncharacterized. The transcript has a single exon. The record is from RefSeq and is a predicted model, not a curated record. Lineage: Eukaryota; Fungi; Basidiomycota; Tremellomycetes; Trichosporonales; Trichosporonaceae. The coding region runs from base 1 to 615 and encodes 204 amino acids.